Messenger RNA from Coccomyxa subellipsoidea C-169, 3680 nucleotides. RefSeq names its product plasma-membrane proton-e. Gene Ontology annotation, molecular function: ATP hydrolysis activity; ATP binding; P-type proton-exporting transporter activity. Gene Ontology annotation, cellular component: plasma membrane. The transcript has 22 exons. Bases 27 to 3680 code for a protein of 1217 amino acids. Gene Ontology annotation, biological process: proton export across plasma membrane; regulation of intracellular pH. The record is from RefSeq and is a predicted model, not a curated record. NCBI's taxonomy places the organism in Eukaryota, Viridiplantae, Chlorophyta, Trebouxiophyceae, Coccomyxaceae.
GAGAGCGGAAUUUGACGAUUGGUACGAUGAACUUGACCAGGAUCUUGUGUUUAGCCGUUGUACUGUCGUCCUUCAUCCUCACACGAGGAUCUGGCCAGCCCUUGGCGCUGCCUCAUCCGGGUGCAUUCCCUGCUCUGCCACAACCAGGUGCUACAGCACUCCAAGUACAAUCGUCAGCUCCGGAGCAAGCACCAGGUGGAGUCUUAGCGCCUUCGGAGAACCCCUCUCAGUUUCCGCCGCUUGGGCCCGCACCCUGGGGCACAGGCAAUGCAGCUGCGCCCCUGCCAGGAACAGGCCCAGCCAUGGCGCCCCGCAGCCCAUACGACCCAGUUUUCAACCCCAUUAUUUCUAAGGCAGACCCCGCUGCCCAGCAGCAGCAGCAGCAGCAGCAGAGCCCAUACACCAACAUGCAGACAGUCAGCGCUGACAGCAACGGCCAAGUGACCACCUACAACAGCAACACUCCAUCCUACAACAACUAUGGCAGCGCCCCUAGCACUGAUGGCAGCGUCUCUGGUCAGCAAGGGACCCAACAGGGCCAGCAGCAGAACCAACAGCAAGGCCAGCAGCAGGGACAGCAGCAGCAGACACAGCAGCAACAAGGCCAGCAGCAGCAGGGACAGCAGCAGCAGGGACAGCAGGGCAAUGGCGGCUAUGUGCAGUCUGGUGCCACAAAUGGGGGCCAGGCAAACAACAAUGGCCAGCAGGGCACCGGUGCCAACAACCAAAACCAGCUGCCCGUCCUGAAUGUGGGGGCACCCAGUCCAUCAGAGGUGGCGGCUGCUAACCCCAUGGUGAAAGCAGUGGAAUUGGCGCACCAGCAGGUCCAAAACGCCCCGCAAUUCUCCUUCGGCCAGGACGGCGCCACGAUUCAGCAGCCGGUAGUCACCAAUCCGGCCGACGGCGUCACCUCCGGCGGGAACCAAUUCAAGGUCAAUGAGUAUGGUGUCAUCCUGGGCAAUGCAACCGAGGAGGGUCUCACAGACGCAGAGGCAAAGAUCCGGCUGUCAACCUAUGGCCCAAACAAGCUGCCACAAAUCACAUGGGAUGUUGUCAUGGUACAGAUUGCUGCCAUCUGCGCAGGACAAAGCCAUCCAGGCCCUGACAGCCGCACUGGCGCCACGGGCCAAAGUCCUGAGGAUGGCCAGAUACAGACCAUUGAGGCCGUCGGCCUGGUGCCUGGAGACAUUGUAAUCGUACGCUUGGGGGACAUUGCACCAGCCGAUGUCAAGCUGCUGGGCACUGAUGAUGAACAUGACCAGCCUUUGCAGGUAGACCAGGCAGCUCUGACAGGCGAGUCACUGCCGUCAAAGAAGGGCCCAGGAGACGUCGUGUUUGGAGGGUCGACGAUCAAGCAGGGAGAGAGGCAUGCCGUCGUGUAUGCCACUGGCCCAAACACCUUCUUUGGCCGCUCUGCUGCGCUCAUCAGCGGUGUCCACAAUGUGCCCAACAUCCAGAAGAUCAUGACAAAGAUCGGCGCAUGCUGCCUCAUCACCAUCUUCAUCUGGGUCGUCAUUGAGCUGGCUGUCCAGUUUGGCGGGUACCAUCAUCACUGCGACAUCAGUGGAGCAGGACACUGUCCUACUCUCCUGAAUGUGCUGGUCAUCAUAGUGGGUGGAAUUCCCAUUGCCAUGCCGACGGUGCUGUCAGUCACGCUGGCUCUGGGCUCCUACAAGCUGGCCUCUGAGGGCGCCAUCGUGGCGCGAAUGUCGGCUGUUGAGGAAAUCGCUGGCACCGACAUCCUGUGCUCUGAUAAGACAGGGACGCUCACUUUGAAUCAGCUGACCAUCAACAACGAAGCCAUCUACACUCUGCCUGGACACUCCCUGGACGAGGUGCUCAGGCUCUCUGCUCUCAGCGCUGACACGCACAGUGAGGAGGCCAUCGAUAUGGUGAUGCGCAGCUGCUGCCCUGACAAGGACAUGCUGGUUGAGAAGUAUGACCAGAUCAAGUUUGUGCCCUUCAACCCGGUGGACAAGUACACCGUUGCCAUUGUCAUGGACAAGGAGGCUGGCAGCACCUUCCGCAUCCUGAAGGGAGCUCCCCAGGUUGUCCUGCGCAUGGCGCACGGCAGCGCUGAGAUUGAGGCGGAUGUGAAGCGCAAGAUCGAUGAGUUUGCGGGCCGCGGCUUCCGCGCUCUCGGCUUGGCACUCAGUGAGGGUGGCUCUGGCCAGGCCAGGUGGGAGAUGGUUGCCUUGCUCCCGAUGUAUGACCCGCCACGCCAUGACACCAGGCAGACAAUUGAGAGCUGCAUUGAGAAGGGGAUCCAGGUGAAAAUGGUGACUGGGGAUCAGCUUCUGAUUGGCAAGGAGACUGCCAAGCAGCUGGGCAUGGGCACCAACAUGUACACCACCGAUGAGCUGCUGCAUGGUGACAAGAAGGGGGACGACUCAGCAGAACUGUUUGUGGAGGAGGCUGAUGGCUUCGCAGAGGUCUUCCCUGAGCACAAGUUCAGGAUCGUGGAGAUGCUGCAGAACCGGCGCCACACAGUUGCCAUGACUGGCGACGGUGUCAACGACGCCCCUGCCCUCAAGAAAGCAGACGUGGGCAUCGCAGUGGCAGGUGCAACUGAUGCGGCGAGGGGCGCCGCUGACAUUGUGCUGACAGAGCCCGGCCUAAGCACGAUCGUGACGGCUGUCAUUGGGGCGCGCAAAAUCUUCCAGCGCAUGACCACCUACGCAAAGUACACAGUCGCCAUGACGUUCCGCAUCUGCUUCACCUUUGGCAUCCUCACCAUUGCCUACAACUGGUACUUCCCCACGCUGCUGAUUGUGCUGAUGGCCGUCUUCAAUGAUGGUGCCAUGAUUGCGCUCUCAAAGGACCGCGUCGUGGCCUCUCGCACGCCCAACCGCUGGAACCUGCCCAGCAUCUUUGCCCAGGGCGCGAGAGUGACUGUGCUGGACCAGUGCCGAUGGGAGCAGUACUAUGUCCGCAACUCCAUCACCCGCUCUCUCAUCUACAACUAUGUCUCCAUCAGUGGGCAGGCGCUGGUGUUUGUGGUGCGCACAGCGAGCUACUCCCUGUGUUCGCGGGCGGGCCUGUACACCUACCUUGCCUUCUUUGGCGCUCAGGCAAGCAUUGCCUCGACUCUCAUCGCCAUCUUUGGCUUUGGCGGCUACCCGUUCCCCAGCAACCGCGUGCAGGGCUGCCGCUUCUGCACGCUGUCCACCGGCGGGGGACCGCCCUUCUUUGAGCACAAGGCGCCCGUCGCCUUCACCGAGUCCGGCUCCACCGACUCCACCAUCGGCUGCACGUACUAUGUGAUUGUGGCCUGGAUCUGGGCGGCGCUGUUCUACCUGGGCCUGGACCCCAUCAAGUUUGCCAUGAUGUGGAUCUCCAACGAGGAGGGCUUCCGUGACAGGUCCCUCUUCUUCAGGAAGCGCCGCCGGCCGGCUGCGCCGGAGGUGACUGAGGAGGAGGCGAUGGGCGCGAUGACUGAGCAGAGCCACGUGGUGCAGCCCACGUAUCAGAACGCGCUCGGCCGCGCCAGCCUCGGACGCAUCAGCGAAGCCCAGCUGCGGCGCGCCACCGUGGUCCUGAUUGACGAGCACGGGCGGCCGCUGCCGCGCCCUGCAGCGCUGGACCCGUCAUCUCCUCGGGGAGCCCAGGCGGACAAGCCAGGCUCGCCAGUUGAACGUCUGCGCCGCGUGUCCAUGGAACUGGCCUCCAAAAUCACCUGA